AUGAUGUUCGAGCAUCCCAUGGCGACGCCGCUAGGCCUCGGUAGGAAACCGUCUAGGGUGGAGACGGCUAAGAGAUUCUGGAGGGAGUUGGUGGGCAGCAACCCGCCGCAGAGGAACUGGAAGGGAAUAGCGAUCGCCCUCCUUGUCAUUCUGGUCAUCUGCUCGCUGAUCGUCACCUCCGUCAUCCUGUUGACGCCAGGUGAAGACGACCGUCUGGCUCUCAAGGGCAAAGUGACCGUCGAGGAUCUUUUUCGAAAAGACUUCAGAGCCCACGACCCCAACGCCCGCUGGAUCAGCAAUAAUGAGCUCCUGUACCGCGACCGCGAUGGCAACGUGGUCCGUCUGGACGUGGACAACGGCGACAAGACCGUCCUGGUCCAUCACAAGAAGUUUGAGAUGUACAAAGCCAGCAAGUAUGAGGUGUCUCCAGACAUGAAACACGUGCUGCUGGCCUACAAUGUGGCACCGGUGUACCAGUACUCCUACACCGCCUUCUACAUCAUUUGCAGCUUGGAGACACCCGAGACAUGGAACUUGAACCCACCCGAGGUGCGCAAUGCUCAGCUCCAGUACGCCGGAUGGGGUCCGCAAGGUCAGCAACUGAUCUUUAUUUUCGAGAACAAUAUCUACUACCGCUCCACGGUGGAGAGCCGUUCCAUCCGCUUGGUGUCUUCAGGCAAGGAGGGCGUCAUCUUCAACGGCCUCAGCGACUGGCUCUAUGAAGAGGAGAUUUUUCGUUCCCACGUCGCCCACUGGUGGUCACCAGACGGCGCUAGGUUGGCGUACGCCACCAUCAACGACAGCCUGGUGCCCAAAAUGGAGCUGCCCAUGUUUACUGGGAUGCCCUACCCAACGGGCAAGGAGUACCACUAUCCAAAGGCGGGUGAGGAGAACCCAGUGAUCACUUUGUACGUGGUUAACCUGAACGGGCCUCUUCACACUAUUGAGAUGAGGAGACCUGAUGACCCCAGAUUGAGCGAGUUGUACGUGACCAUGGUGAAAUGGGCCACCACCACCAAACUGGCUGUCAACUGGCUGAACCGAGCCCAGAACAUCUCCAUACUGACAUUGUGUCAGGCCACAACCGGGGUCUGCACUAAGAAACAUGAAGAUGAAAGUGAAGGAUGGCUGUACAGACAGAACGAAAAGCCUCUGUUCUCCAAAGAUGGCCUGAAGCUGUUUUUCACCCGGGCCAUCCCGCAAGGCGGUCGCGGCAAGUUCUUCCACAUUUCCAUGUCCAUUUCGCAGCCGAACACCAGCACGGACACAUUGCAGUCCAUCACGUCUGGAGAUUGGGACGUCACCGAGGUUCUGGCGUACGACGAGCAAAGCCAACUCAUAUACUUUCUGAGUACGGAAGACGGCCCAAAGCGGCGACAUCUAUACAGCGCCGAAACAUUCGGUUCGUUCAACCGCCGCUGCCUGUCGUGCGGCCUGUCAGACUCUUGCGGCUACGUUGGAGGCUCCUUCUGUCACAACAUGAGCUACUUUUUGCUCCGAUGCCAAGGGCCGGAUGUGCCGUUCGUGUCCAUCUAUAAGACGCAGAUGGAUGAGGACGAUGCGUAUGGCGACGUUGGAGGCGAGAUGGGGGACAGACAAAGUAUGGUGGAGGUCCACAAACUGGAGAGCAAUGACGUGCUUAGGCAGACGCUGGACAACAUGCAGAUGCCCGUCACGGAGUACCAGGAGAUCAACAUAGACGACUACACUUUGUCGAUGCAGAUCCUCAAACCCGCUGGUUUCAUGGAGACGUCGCACUACCCUUUGAUGCUCAUCAUCGAUAGCACCCCCGGCGGCCAGAGCGUGUCGGAACAGUUCCGCGUCGACUGGGCCACGGUGCUGGUGAGCAGCUUUGGCGCGGUGGUGGUGCGCUGCGACGGGCGUGGGAGCGGAUUCCAAGGUACCAACUUGCUGCAUCGGGUCCAGAAGAGGCCCGGGGUUCUAGAAGAGCACGACCAACGCGAGGCUAUCAACGUUAUUCUGAAGGAGCCUUACAUUGACAAGACAAGAGUGGGAGUUUUUGGGAAGGAAUACGGCGGUUACGUGACCAGCUUGUUACUCAGCGGCGACCAAUCUCCUGCCAGAUGCGGCGCCGUCCUGUCGCCCAUCACAGAUUUUGAAUUAUAUGCUUCCGCUUUUUCCGAGCGUUACUUGGGGAUGCCCAAACCCGACCCCCGGGCUUACGCGAUGUCCAACUUAGCACACCGAGCGGCUCAGUUCCUGGACAAGAAAUUUCUCAUUGUCCACCCGACGGCGGACGAAAAAGUUCACUUCCAGCAUUCAGCCAAACUCAUCGCUCAACUCAUCCACGAGAAGGCAAACUACACCUUACAGAUCUACCCCGACGAGGGCCACUUCAUCCACAACGAGGCGACCCAACAGCAUCUGAACCAGGCGUUGGUCAACUUUUUCGAGGAGUGCUUCAGGCUACCGGAGCGUCUGUCGGACGAGGAGCUGGACGAGGACACCGAAGAUGAGGGUUAG
Nerophis lumbriciformis (worm pipefish) is the source of this 2484-nucleotide messenger RNA. NCBI's taxonomy places the organism in Eukaryota, Metazoa, Chordata, Actinopteri, Syngnathiformes, Syngnathidae. The record is from RefSeq and is a predicted model, not a curated record.